GCCGCGCGCCCCCUGCCUUGGCUGGGAUUGGCCCGCGGCGGGGGUGCGCCUUGUGCGUCACUCUUGCCCGUCGCGCUCACUGAUUGCGGAGUGGCCCUGGGAUGCCGGGGCGAGAGGUAGAGAUGCAUCCCGUCCUGAAGGCCUUCGUCUGCGGCUCCAUCAGCGGGACCUGCUCCACGCUCCUCUUUCAGCCUCUCGACCUGCUGAAGACCCGCCUGCAGACCAUGCAGCCCCCCGUGGGCGGGUCUGGUCGUGUUGGGAUGGUAAUGCUGCUCUUUAGGGUGGUUCGUACCGAGAGUCUUCUGGGGCUCUGGAAAGGUGUCUCGCCAUCUUUUGCAAGAUGCAUUCCUGGGAUUGGGAUUUACUUCAGCACUUUGUACACAAUGAAGCAAAAUAUUCUAGUGGACCGUUCACCCACAGCCCUGGAGUCUGUCUUUCUGGGUGCCACUGCACGUGCAAUAUCAGGGAUUUGCAUGUUGCCAGUAACUGUAGUGAAGACCCGGUAUGAGAGUGGAAGAUUUGGCUAUAGGAGUGUAUACGGAGCUCUGAUGAAUAUUUAUCAGACAGAAGGGGCUCGUGGCAUGUUCAGUGGGCUCACCGCAACGCUGCUGAGGGAUGCACCAUUCUCUGGGAUCUACCUGAUGUUCUACACACAGACCAAAAAACUCACACCUCAGGACCAGCUGGAUCCAGUGCUCAUGCCCUUGACGAAUUUUGGCUGUGGGAUCUUUGCGGGAAUCUUGGCUUCACUGGCAACACAGCCUGCUGAUGUCAUCAAAACACACAUGCAGCUGUCCUCUGAAAAGUACUGCAGGAUGAGCCAAGCCAUUGCCUUCAUCUACAAGAACUUUGGGCUGGUCGGCUUUUUCCGAGGUGGAGUGCCCCGUGCCCUGAGGCGUACUUUGAUGGCAGCAAUGGCAUGGACUGUAUAUGAACAGAUGAUGGAAAAAAUGGGCUUGAAAUCUUGACUGACUUGCACUAAAACUGACCAGCUUCACUUUUUUUCCUGCUUGCUGUGAUCAGCUGGCACUGGGAAGUUCCCAGUUGCAUGGAGGAAUAAGCCUUACUCAUCUGGGAGGAAGAAAGUCCUUCUGAGGCAGAGGAUUAGGCCUUUUGGCAAGUAGGGGAAAGAAGAGUUGAAUAUUUGCGUUGUUUGAUCAAUGCAUUCCAGAAGGACUGUACUUGCAGACUUCCUUGGGAAAUGGCAAGGUUUCCGCAAACUGGUGUCUGUGCUGAGAGAAGCCUAUUUUAAAGAUAGCUCUGUGCUCAUCACCUUAAUGCAACGAGAAGUUGCUCAACAAAAGUGUUGGAGGAGAAAACAGCGAGGGCAAUGCUAACUACAGAACCUGCUAGCCUGUUCCUUGCUGGUCUGACCAGUAAGGCCACUGUGAUCCACCAUCUACUGUAGAUCCUCCUCCCUUGUAUGCUUUGUUCUCACAGGGGAACAACACUGCAGGCCACGUCAGGAGACUGGAUGUGUCUCUUGAGGUUUAUAAUGCAGGAGUGGGUGGAAGAGAAUGAAGUGCUGAAGGAAAGCUCUGUCAUUGUUUUUGUACUGUGCUUGAUAGCAGAAAAGGUAACUCAAGCCUCCUUGCUGUGUCAUAUGCCACUGUGUAACUGAGUAUCUUAACACUUGAAAUGUGCUUCUGCAGCUACAGCAGCAUUUGCACUAGAAUUAAGAAGCAUAAGACACUUCAAAGCAGAAGUAGAGAGUGUGCUAGUUGCUACCAAGGUUCUACUUGUUCCCUGAAAAACACUUUUCCUGAUGAUCUGAUUACAUAAGGAAUACUUAAAUGUUUUUUAUCCAGUUGUACUAGAGACUUAUUUGCUUCCUAUUCUUUGUUUGAUUCCCUGAUCUACAUUCAGCGUGAGUUGGUCCUUAGAUGUAGCUUUUAGGAUCAUGGCUCCUAGUGCUUAAAUGUACAAUGGAAGCAGAUACAGAUACUGACACUUCAGAUUUCUCUCAGAAGCCAUUACUGAUUGCAUGCAGAAUAUCUUUAGUUUGGGAGAGAAAAGGCUGUUCUUUUCUGCAAGCUUUCUCCAAAGUUGGAGGUGUCUGAGUGUUUGGUAGGGAACUUUAAUUCUAUUUAUGUUCCACACAAACUCUGCACGGGUUCUGAGAUGAUUGUUUUCUCUUAGCAGGUUCAUGUUUCAGUAUUCCUGAGUUUAAGCUUGGAGAUCAAAUACACUUUUUUUUCAUCAACUGUGCCUUUUUCCUCAUUCCUACUCCAGAACUCAUAGCAUGUGCUUUCCAGUCUUGGGUACAGCCUUCUCUCCUCUUCACUUGUACCUUUGUGGGCUGGCUAAAUUGGGACUAUUACAGCUUUGCUGGUGUUGUCACAAAGCUAGGCAUGGAAGUAUGUGUCCUGUUCUGUAGUGUACCUUGCAGAAAACAUAGCACUGGUUUUUAUUAAAUAUCUAGUGGUGUUAAAAUUCACUUUAAAAACAGAGUAGGUGUCUCUAAAUAUGAAGAUGUGGUACAUUGUAGCUGUAUGAACUGGUUUGACCUAUCGUUCUUAAAACUUAAAAUGCAACUUGCAUAAUCAGCGCCUGCUCUGGCAGUCUCCUGACCACAAGAACAGAGGGGAUGUUGGUUGUAAAAGAUGUUCUUCAACAGAUUCCAGCUGCAAGAAGCUUUGAUGGCUGAUGUGAAAGUGAAGUUGUAGAAAAGUUUAAGGGACAUACUAGAUGCUUGGAAGGGGAUGCGCGUUUUUAGUCUGAGCCCAUCUGUGAGGGGGCUGGCACUACACUGCAUGAGUCUCCAAGAAUGCUAGUGAAGGGUCCUGCGUGUGCGUAUUAAGAAUAGAGCACUCCAUCUAAUCAUUCCAGUCAGUCAGAUUGUGACUGGCAAGCUGGCCAAAUCCUGAAUAAGAGCAGUUCCCCUUUUUGCAGUCCCUCUUACCCAUAGUGACUUGAAGUCACAAGUGCAUGUGAAACUGGUGACUACACGUUGCCCAGAGUACUGCUGACAGAGCUG
Messenger RNA from Oxyura jamaicensis (ruddy duck), 2977 nucleotides. It is a transcript of the gene SLC25A38, whose product is annotated as solute carrier family 25 member 38. The coding region runs from base 102 to 968 and encodes 288 amino acids. Gene Ontology annotation, cellular component: mitochondrial inner membrane; mitochondrion. The record is from RefSeq and is a predicted model, not a curated record. Lineage: Eukaryota; Metazoa; Chordata; Aves; Anseriformes; Anatidae. Gene Ontology annotation, molecular function: glycine transmembrane transporter activity. The transcript has 7 exons. Gene Ontology annotation, biological process: glycine import into mitochondrion.